Messenger RNA from Anisakis simplex (herring worm), 288 nucleotides. Lineage: Eukaryota; Metazoa; Nematoda; Chromadorea; Rhabditida; Anisakidae. The record is from the annotation of a GenBank genome assembly.
AUGGUCAAUGGUGUACGAUCACAAUGUGCAUUCUGCUCGGUGCUUCAAGAAAACCUCUACGUAUGUCCCAGAUGUCAGUUGAAUUAUUGCUCACUGAGGUGUUAUCGUAAUGAAAAGCAUCGAGAGUGUUCCGAAGAUUUCUAUCGACGAUGUGUUGAAACCGAGUUGAAGAAUACGAAAUAUUUGAACAAUUCGAAACAUAUACCAAAAACUUUCGAACAAUUCAUGAACGAUUUCAAUCCAUCAGGAGGCAGUUCUUCAAAUGAACGUAAGUGUUGUUUUUGGUAA